Annulohypoxylon maeteangense is the source of this 1514-nucleotide messenger RNA. Its product is annotated as FAD/NAD(P)-binding domain-containing protein. Gene Ontology annotation, molecular function: oxidoreductase activity. Bases 142 to 1332 code for a protein of 396 amino acids. The record is from RefSeq and is a predicted model, not a curated record. NCBI's taxonomy places the organism in Eukaryota, Fungi, Ascomycota, Sordariomycetes, Xylariales, Hypoxylaceae. The transcript is spliced from 4 exons.
UAUAUAACUAGGCGUUUUCCUCGCCUAUCUAUCUUACUUACCAUGUACUUGUACACAUAGUCAAUCUUUCACUCUUUUGUAGUCCGUGUGGAUAGAGUUCAAGGCGUCGAGGCAUCCAAUACAAGAUCAUCUCACCUCACCAUGAAGAGCACGAUCGCCUUCGGCAUCUUGCCGCUAUUGUCCCUCGCCGGGGCCGCCGCUAUCGCACCCCGCCAAGACCCGACCUACGAUGCUAUCAUCAUCGGUGGCGGCCCGUCCGGCCUCAGCGCUCUUAGUGGUCUCGCCCGUGUGCGUAGAAACGUCCUACUGAUCGAUUCGGGCGAGUACCGCAACGGACCUACCCGGCACAUGCAUGACGUCCUAGGUUUUGAUGGAGUCACACCGGCAUACUACCGCUGGGCCGCGCGGGAGCAAAUCUCACACUACGACACCGUGAGCGCGGUCAACGGGACAGUCACCGCAAUCGAGUCCCUGAACAACAACACCCAGUUCAGCGUUGCAACCUCAUGGGCCGACGGCACCACUGGCACUGUCAGCGCGCGUAAGAUCGUCCUCGCAACCGGCCUAAGGGACAUCCUCCCGGACACCCCCGGUCUAAAAGAGAACUGGGGCAAAGGCAUCUUCUGGUGUCCCUGGUGUGAUGGUCACGAGCACGCAGACCAAGCCCUCGGUCUCCUUGGCCCGCUCGAAGAAGCCGCAAGCUUAGUCCGCGAGAUCUCAACGCUAAACUCGGACAUCAUCGCCUUCGUCAACGGCACCGACACAGAGGAGCAGCGGGCCGCCGCGACCGCCAGCUUCCCGGAGUGGCAGAAGUACCUGGAGAUCAAGAACGUGACGAUCGACAACCGCACCAUCACGCGCGUCAACCGGCUCAAGAACGGGAGCGACCCCGCCGCCGACCCCAGUCUUCCCACCGUGCCGGAGUACGAUCUCUUCAGUCUCGAUUUCAGCGAGGGCGAGAGCGUGCAGCGCGCUGCGUUUUUCACGAGUUUUCCCGACGAGCAGAAGAGCGAUGUUGGGGAGAAGAUGGGUGUUACGCUGUAUGGCGGACGUCUGACUGCGGAUGGGAGUAAGGGGCUGGUGACGAAUAUCCCGGGCGUUUAUGCGAUUGGUGAUGCGAACUCGGAUAAUGUCACGAAUGUCCCGCAUGCGCUGUUCACGGGGAAGAGGACGGCUGUUUAUGUGCAUGUGCAACUCGCCCGUGAGGAAGCCCAGAGAGAACUUGCCGCGAACGCGACUGUGACGAGACGCGAGAAGGACCUCAAUUUGAGGGCGAUCUGGGAUGAGAUGAAUCCUCGUGGCCUCCUCUAUGCUGGCGAAUUCGAUCAGUAAUUGUAAUGUGUAAUCCUGUUAGAGGUCGUGCAUUUAGCGUUGGUUUAGGAAAGGAAAGAGAAAAAGGGGGAACAUUGGAAAUCUAGGGAAUUAGCAUUUAGGUAAUACCAUUUCAUGCGAUAUACUUGAUAGAUUUUUGGAACUUGUUAACUAGAAUUCAAUGCCAAAACGUUUACAAUUAA